Messenger RNA from Serendipita indica DSM 11827, 1590 nucleotides. NCBI's taxonomy places the organism in Eukaryota, Fungi, Basidiomycota, Agaricomycetes, Sebacinales, Serendipitaceae. The record is from the annotation of a GenBank genome assembly.
AUGGCUCCUAAUACUGGUAUUGCGUCAGCUGGUGGUCGGUCUUUGGACCCCGCUAUGCUACAUACUGGCAAAUGGUGGAACCACAGUCAUAUUGUCAAGCUCAACUUGCUGCUCAUCAUACCCCUCAUCACCUCGUAUGCCAACGGCUUCGACGGUUCGAUGAUGAACGGUCUCCAGUCGGUCGAGCGCUGGAAAGCUUAUUUCCACUAUCCGACGGAAGAGGACCUCGGUCUCUUUAACGCCAUCCAGUCCAUUGGUGCCUUCUGCGCCAUUCCUAUCGCACCAUACGUCUCUGAUGGUCUUGGUCGCAGAAAUGGUAUUGCUGUUGGCGCCUUUAUUGUCCUCAUUGGUGCUAUCCUCCAGACGGCUACCCAGAACCUUGGCAUGUUCGUCGGUUCCCGUUUCCUCAUCGGUUUCGGAACCACCUUUGCCCAGAUGGCUUCACCCCUGCUCAUCUCCGAGGUUGCCUACCCAACUCACCGUGCUCCUCUCACCUCGCUCUACAACUCCCUCUGGUUCUCUGGCUCCAUUGUUGCUGCUUGGACGACUUUCGGUACCUUCCGCAUCAACAGUGACUGGUCCUGGCGUAUUCCCUCGGCUCUCCAGGGUCUCUCGUCGUCAGUCCAGCUCCUCUUUGUCUGGUUCCUUCCCGAGUCUCCUCGUUGGUUGAUCAACCGAGGUCGUGAUGAGGAGGCUAAGGCUAUCCUUGCCCGCUAUCACGCCGAUGGUGAUGCGUCACAUCCACUCAUUGCGUUCGAGUACAAUGAGAUUAAGGAGGCCAUCGCUCUCGAGGCUGAGGCUGCCCGCGUCUCUUGGCUCGAUCUCUUCCGCACUCCAGGCAACCGCCGCCGCAUGAGGAUCAUCCUCGGUAUCGGUGUCUUCUCCCAGUGGUCUGGAAACGGUCUCAUCUCCUACUAUCUCGGAAAGCUCCUCGACGGUAUUGGCAUCACAAGCUCUAACGAUCAGACCCUCGUUAAUGGCAUCCUUGCAAUCUACAACUUCAUCAUUGCCAUCUCAGCCUCUAUGACCGUCGAGAAGGUUGGACGUCGUCCACUCUUCGUCAUCUCGACCGCUGGUAUGCUUGUCUCCUAUGCCAUCAUCGCCGCAAUGUCCGCAACAUACGAGAAGACUCAGAACUCGGGGGCGGGUCGCGCGCUCCUCGCCUUUGUCUUCGUUUUCAACGGUUUCUACGCCAUUGCUUAUACUCCUCUCCUCGUCUCUUACACCAUCGAGAUUCUUCCUUUCCUCAUUCGUGCCAAAGGUCUCGCCGCGAUGAACUUCUCCGUCAUGGGUGCCAUCAUCUUCAACCAGUACACCAACCCUAUCGCCUACAGCGCUCUCAAGUGGAAGUACUAUCUCGUCUAUACGAUCUGGCUCAUGUUCGAGUUGGUCUAUGUUGGCUGGCUUUGGGCGACCGAGACCAAGGGUCGUUCGCUCGAGGAGGAUACUGCAGCCCUGUUCGACGGCGAGGACGCAGUCGCCGAGCUCAGCAAUCGGACUGGACAAGACAUGACCCAAGUCAAACACACUGGGUCGGAUUCGCAAGACGAGAAGCUCAACAUUGAGCAUUCUCAUCGCGAGGUUGCCUAA